UCUGUUUUAUCUUCAAGCAGCUCACUAUAUUUUCUAACUAAAUUUGUGGGUUUUUUAUGAACCGGGUUAAUUUAGUGAUGGCCGGGUUGAGGUUGAGUCUGGUGGUGAUGGUUUUGAUAGUGCCUUGGAGCUGUGCUUUUAGGGUGGGUCCUCGAGCCGGGUCAGUGAACCGGUUUGAAUCGAUGUUGAGGUCUCCUGUGGAGCUUGAUGAUGAGGAGGAGAUGAGGAAUGGGACCAAUUGGGCGGUUCUUGUUGCCGGUUCAAAUGGUUAUGGGAAUUAUAGGCAUCAGGCCGAUGUAUGUCAUGCAUAUCAAAUACUGAAAAGAGGUGGACUUAAAGAGGAGAACAUAAUUGUGUUUAUGUUCGAUGACAUUGCUAAUAGUGAAUUGAAUCCAAGGCGAGGUGUUAUUAUCAACAGUCCUCGAGGUGAGGAUGUGUAUGCUGGUGUUCCGAAGGAUUAUACAGGGGAUCAAGUGACAGCAGCUAACCUGUAUGCCGUUAUACUAGGGGACAAAAAUUCGGUCAAAGGUGGAAGCGGAAAGGUUGUAGAUAGUGGACCUAAUGAUAGAAUCUUCAUUUAUUACUCGGACCAUGGAGGGCCUGGAGUACUCGGGAUGCCGGAUAUGGUUUAUGUUUAUGCCAAUGAUUUCAUUAAUGUGUUGAAGAAGAAGCAUGCAGCUGGGACAUACAAAGAGAUGGUUCUUUAUGUAGAAGCAUGUGAAAGUGGAAGCAUCUUUGAAGGUUUAAUGCCAAACAAUUUGAGCAUCUAUGUCCAAACAGCCUCAGGUGUAGAUGAAAAUAGCUGGGGAACAUAUUGUCCUGGAAUGGAUCCGGCCCCACCCCCGGAGUUCAUGACUUGCUUAGGAGAUCUGUACAGUAUUUCUUGGAUGGAGGAUAGCGAGACACAUAAUUUGAAGAAAGAGACUAUAGAACAGCAGUACAAGAAGGUGAAGGACCGGACAUCCAAUUCGAACACCUACACUGCUGGAUCUCAUGUGAUGGAGUAUGGGACCAAGGAAAUAAAGAAAGAAAAGGUGUACCUUUAUCAAGGUUUUGAUCCUGCCUCUAAAAAUUUUCCAGCUAACAGAGCUCAAGCCAAAGGGCAAAUGGGUACAAUUGAUCAAAGAGAUGCGGAUCUUCUUUUCUUGUGGCAAAUGUACAAACGAUCCCCGGAAAAUUCAAUAAAGAAGACCGAAGUUUUCAAGCAGAUUAGCGAAACUAUGGCACAGAGGGCACACUUGGCUGAUAGCAUCAACAUGAUAGGGAAGGUUUUGUUUGAUCCUGGGCAGUCAAACUCAAUUCUCAACUCCAGAAGAGCUCCAGGAUCACCGUUAGUGGAUGACUGGAAUUGCCUAAAAUCGAUGGUUCAAUUGUUUGAGGCACAUUGCGGGUCACUUACACAAUAUGGUAUGAAACACAUGCGAGCAUUUGCUAACAUUUGCAACGACCAAAUCUCUCUCUCUGCAAUGGAGGAUGCUUGUACAGCUGUCUGUGGCCGGGAAAGCAUAGCAUGGAUACCACGAAUUUCCAAAGAGGGUGGCUAUAGUUCAUAAGUUUCCUUUGUCAUGCAAAUGACUCUUGCAUAAUAUAUAUGCAGUAACAUAAAAUCUUAAUUUAUUAUGCGAAUGAGUUGUUUGUCGUUGCAGUUAACUGUUGUCUUGUUACUUGAAUCCCCAUCGAAAAAUGGCUGGCAGUAGUGCCUAAUGUUGCCUUAUGACUUGCAUAUAUGUAUGUCAGUAUAAAGGUUGAAUUUAUUAUCGUAA
Molecule: messenger RNA, 1763 nt
Organism: Daucus carota subsp. sativus
Lineage: Eukaryota; Viridiplantae; Streptophyta; Magnoliopsida; Apiales; Apiaceae
Product: legumain
Exons: 9
Coding region: 57-1553 (498 amino acids)
Biological process (GO): vacuolar protein processing
Molecular function (GO): cysteine-type endopeptidase activity
Source: RefSeq, a predicted model, not a curated record